CCUUUGCCCUAGCGAGCAGCCUCGGCCCAAAUAUGAUCCCACCCUCUCCCAAUCUGGAACACUAGCGGCGAAUCCCCAUUCUCCGGCGAGCCGCGGCGAGACUCCGGCACGACCGCUGCUUGCUGCAGCAUCGAGCUCCCCGUUCUGCCGCCUCACCUCCGCAGCCUCGUCCCCGCUUGCUGCCUGGCCGACCGCACUCGCCGACUACCGGAAGCAACCAUUACGCGAUGCAACCUGGAUCUCACGGCGUCUGAUAGGUCCCGUAAGAUAUAAGAUCAUCUGCUAGAUAAGCUCAAAGGAGGUAUUGAAUCUCGGUAGGGGAUGGCCACAACCAUACUACCUGAUGACCUGGUGGUGGAGAUCCUGUCUCGGCUGCCGCUGAAGUCCUUUUGCCGUUUCAGAUGUGUCUGCAAGUCUUGGCUUGCCUUCUCAUCUGAUCAGCACUACCGCAAGAAGCUCCCAAGAACUCCCUUCGGUUUCCUGUACCAAAAAAAUGAGCAUGGCAAUGCCAUCCAUCUCGUGGGCCUUCCCUCAGGUGACAGGGAUAUUGAUACAACACUUAGCUUUGUGCCAUGCUAUGAGCAUCCCUUGGAGCUUAAGGGUUGCAGCAAUGGCCUACUUCUUUGUUAUCGUGGUGGUACACACUCUAAAGAAAUUUCCGACGCCAUUGUGUGCAAUCCAGCAACUCAAGAGUGGAUGGCACUUCCAAAUACUGAAGCUGGACCAGCCGUCUCUUAUGCUGAUCUCAAGUUGUGUUUUGAUCCAUUAUGGUCUCAAUACUUCUAUGUCUUCAAAUUUGAGAUGACUCCAAAUGGUGGAUAUGACACCGAAGUUAAGGUAUUUUUCUCUGAGGAUUCGACAUGGUCUAAUUGUCUAUGGGAAACUUCAGAUAUACUUGGUGGUGAUUCACUCUUCUUAAAUGGGGUGUUGUAUGUGGAUCACUUAUGGGGGCAUUACCUUCUGGCACUCGAUGCACCUGACACAUGCACACAAUUGCUCAAUCAUAGGAUCCUUCAGCUGCCUGGAUUUCCAAAUGGACCAGAACAGAGGUUUUAUUGCUUUGAUGGCUGUCUUGGCCAGUCGUUUGGGGUCUUAUGCUAUGCACAACAAGAAUUGGAUGGUUGCAUCAUCCGAAUUUGGAGUUUGGAAGGAUCUGAUAGAUGGGUGGUGAAGCAUUGUCUAAAUAUGAACAACGUAUUUGGGAGGGACAUAAUGCUCCGUACUAACAAUGAAGGAUUAUGGUAUUUUGAUUAUGAAAUCCUGGCAUUUGACUUGGAGAGAGAGCUAGUUUUCCUUGCUGACACAAUUGCUGAUAAUAAGAUCAUCUCAUAUAGCAUCAGUACUGGAAAGGGCUCGCAGAUUCUAAACAUUCCAAGGUUCGUUGACCUAUAUCGAAGUCGACUCUACGUGCCGUACUAUGGCAAGUUUCCAGCUUCCGUGCUUCAAGGAGCUCAAGACAAAUGAUAGAAUAUAUACCUUAUGAAUGUUUUGAUCUCUAGUUAUCUUCUGUGCACUAGCUGUAUCAAACAGUUGUUAUGCAUGUACCAGAUUGUUGGCUUGGUUGUGUGUUAUGUUAAUCUAAUUGGCACUUCUCA
Molecule: messenger RNA, 1595 nt
Organism: Triticum dicoccoides
Lineage: Eukaryota; Viridiplantae; Streptophyta; Magnoliopsida; Poales; Poaceae
Product: F-box protein At5g49610-like
Exons: 3
Coding region: 322-1464 (380 amino acids)
Molecular function (GO): protein binding
Source: RefSeq, a predicted model, not a curated record